CUGUUCCCCGUGCGCUCUCCUCGGCUCGGGUUACAGUUGAGCUCGAGCUGCUGCACUCACCGGAGCGCAGAGUGUUGUGCACGGUUAAAAUAACACUAUACCGGCAUGGAAACGUUGGCAAGCGGAUUCAGAGCCACCGAGCGGACUGGCGAGCAAGUCUGAUCUUCCCACGGCACUUUUUUGUGUCCGAGCAGCGACAAACAAACGGGGAGACGUACAGUAUAUUUACGCACUGGCCCCACGCAGCAUGCCCGAGUUGGACUAGAGGCUAACCCCUGCUGGAGCGCAACACGCACGCGGAACGGCGCUGAGAGCCGGGAGGGAUAUUUACAAUAGAAACUCAAUUCCUUUGCGAAGAAGAAUAGCAGAGAGGAGGAGGAGGAGGAGUGAAAGAUAACACUGGAAUGAAGUGGACCUCGGGAUUCCCGGCGUGCUGCGGAGUUGUGACUGAUGGAUGAAUGUGGUCAUCUGUAGGCUAUAUACAGCGACAGGUACAUACACCAUCGGGGGAGCUUUGACAAAGACACGGCGCAGCGCUUCAUCGGCAGCCGCAUCGCCAAACAAUUGUGUCUCCAGAAAAAACUGUGCGAUUGGUUAGAUCUGUUUCACCGCACAUGAGAUCGCUGAGUUGAGUUCUCACCACUGAGUAAUAAGGUCGCGAAGGGCUGUUUUUUUGUCUCAGCCACAGGUCAACCAGGACACUCGGGGGGCUGCUCUCCUUCCAGAUCCUAUCAAGAAACCGGGAGGCUUCUUCGCACGUCCUGCGGACAGUUCAGCCAAGGACACAGGGGCCUGGAGCAGAUUUAAAGAAGUCGGACAGAAGGACAUGUAUCUGAUAUCGACCUCACAUGCUCCCGACUGAUCGUAGCUCACCUUCCCACCGGGCGAACCACAGAUAAAGGCUGCCAGGCGCACUGUCCGACGCUCUGAGUUAUCGGCUCACUGUCUGUACGUUUAUCAGAAUGGCGGGACUCGGUUGUUGGAAGUAUUAUCUCUGGAUCUUUAUUUUAAUGUGCAGGUCGGCGUUACCUUCAGCAAAAUCGCUGGAGACUAUAAUUUGGAGCUCGCAGAAUUCCAAGUUUCUGACUGGAAAGGGCCUGGUGAUCUACCCAGACAUCGGAGACAAACUGGACAUCAUCUGUCCCAAAGCGGACCAAGGCAGAGAUUAUGAGUUCUACAAGCUGUACCUAGUGAAGAGGGAGCAGGCAGAGAGCUGCAGUACAGUCCUCGAUCCUAAUGUCCUGGUCAACUGUAACAAGCCGGAGAAGGACAUCAAGUUCACCAUCAAAUUCCAGGAGUUCAGCCCCAACUACAUGGGCCUGGAGUUCAAGAAGAACGUUGACUACUUCAUCACCUCGACCUCCAACGGUACAGUCGAGGGCCUGGAGAACCGGGAGGGAGGCGUGUGCAAGAGCCGAGCCAUGAAAGUCAUCAUGAAAGUCGGGCAAGUCCCAAAUGCAGUGAACCCCGUGGCGCCGGAGGCUCCAGAAGACAAUGCCAUACCGGAGUCCAGUCCCAGUCCGCCUGACCAGGGUCGGAUUAGACCCGAGAUGCCAGGAAACUCUGACCACAUGAAUCAGGACCAGUCUGGUUCCUCGGGCAACUCAGACGGGAUCCUCGGCUCCAAAGUAGCCGUGUUCUCCGCCAUCGGGGCCGGCUGCAUCAUCUUCCUCUUGCUCAUUCUCCUCCUCGUCAUCCUGCUUAUCAAGAUGCGCAAGCGCGCCAGGAAAAACACCCACUCGCAGCCCCGCCCCUCAGGACUGUCACUUAGCACGCUGUCCAAUCCCAAGCUGCCUGGGGGCACGGCUGGCACGGAGCCCAGUGACAUCAUCAUUCCGCUGCGGACAGAGAACAACUACUGCCCUCACUAUGAGAAGGUGAGCGGCGACUAUGGCCAUCCCGUCUACAUUGUCCAGGAGAUGCCUCCGCAGAGCCCUGCCAACAUCUACUACAAAGUCUGACACGCUCCGCACAGCCAGCGACAGAGUCAGGAGAGAGAAGAGAGGAGCGCUUGAUUUAUGUUCUUGGGAAGAACACUUUCCUUUGCAUUUUGGGGACUUGAUGCUUCUUCAAGCCCGUGUUAUUUCUACCACCUGCUGCACAAAUCUGGAGAGACACGCACUGACCAGUAACCAGUGGAGUUAUGAGCUAACCGAUGAGAGAGGUUUAUUCUGUACCCUCCACCCCUCCCCCUUCCCCUCACCUCACCUGCCACCUUCUGCAUCUCCCUGCUCCGACAGGGGGCGGGGCUGGAGCGACCAACAGAUGGGACUCUAGUAUCCUGGUUUGCUGUCCCCUUUAACGGACAGGAUAUAACUUAUCUCAGUUCCCUGAAGUAUAGUCUGUGCUACACCCAAUUAAACACACCAUCCUAGCACACUAGCAAGGAACAGGCAGACACAGGCCCCGGACGCCACUCAGCCUGCAGUUGGUGUGCAAGAAGCAUAAAACGUGUGUGUGUCUCUGCGUGCAUGUGUGCGUGUGUGUUAGUCAGGGCUCCUUACUGGGCCAGGAAACUCUCCAGAUAGCUCAGGUAUCAGACACAGUGUGUGAAAUAAUGUGUUCCUCUCCCUACGCACCUCUGAUGUUUGCCUUACUUAACUAUUUUUGAUGGAGGAUUUCCUCGAACCCUGAUUCAGUUCACAAAGCAGUUGUAUUUUGUUAGACUUUUCCUACAAGUGCACAAUGUAUAGAGUUGAAUAGAUCAUCAUUAUCACUCCAUGUUGUCACCAACCAUGUCAUUCAUUGCGCUCAUUUUUUUCCUUGAGAAAGUACAUUGACCUGGACUGUUGAUAUCGAGGUGUGUGUGUGUGUGUGUGUAUGUGUGUGUAUGUGUGUUUCUGAGAAUACUCCCUUCUCCGCUGGUCUGAUAUGAGCUUUACCAUUACUCUGGUAUUUAUGACCUACUUGUGUGCAUUUUAGGGUGUAUCCUCUGUGAAUGUGUGUGUGUGUGUGUACUUGUAUGUAUGUGUUUGGGCAUGUCCAGACCAGUCUUGUAUCUGGGCAGGCUUAUUGGAUUAGGGGGUAGAACACUAAGUUACUGUAUCGUAAGCUUCAAAAACAAGACAGACAGACUGACGCGCCGACAGACAGACAUGCCCAAGAUCUUACAAAACCCUUCUAGUGCUCCAGUUGGCACGAAUUGAAGGUUUUAUGUGUCUGAUUAGCUUUCGGGGAGAUGGUUUUUAAGACAGCAGGCAGGUUGAUAUUUGUUUGCUCAAGCUUCUGGUGCUACAGUGUAAGCAUCAAACAGUUAGUUUGAUGCCUGCUGCCUGGGCAUGGUGGGCGUAGAUUGGAUGGUUGGCACUGAUUGGCUGGCCUACAUAGGUAGGACGCCCUAUAUAUAAGUUGGAUGGCGAACUACGGCUGAACAUUGGGAUACAGUAUUGUCAGAUGCCAAUUGGCUGCCAUCUGUAGAUGAGUCAGUGGAGUGCGCAGUCAGUGGCGUCGCCAGCGUGUGACUAAUCUAUGUGCCAUCUCCGUGCCCACACUCACCAGCCGGGGAGGAGAGAGAGCGAGAGCGGCGGAUAAAGGAGAAAAUGUUCCUGUGACUUGGCUUUAACCUGAGAGGAAGAUGGCGGUGUGGAUGGGGAUGACAGGGGGGGUGAUGGGUGAGGUGGGGGGUGGAGGUAGUUUAGCAUUAAUUUUUCCAUCCUCUCACCAGUUGUGCUGUGAAUAAAAAUGCUGUGCAGAAUAUUCCACAGUCAAGGUGUUCAGCCAGCGAGGACACUGCAGCUCAGCUAUCACACAGCCCAGGGCAGCGGCACCGAGACAGGAUUUACUGCAGCUGGAUGUGUGCACGUGUGCACGCCGAUGCUCACUUUUAGGUGGUGCUGGGGGAGGGGGAGGUGUUAGAAUCGGUCUGUGUGCACAUGUAGGUGCUUGUGUGUAAGUGCUCAUUUGUGCUUAUAUUUGCAGUUUUCCCUGCAUAUGUAUGUGUGUUUGUGAAUGCUUCUGUGGUCUAGCUGCUGAACAGACUUGUUUUGGGUCUGGAACUAGGUGCUCCAAACAGUGUGGCUGCCAAAGUAUGGAGCGCCGCAGUCCCAGUUAAUGAUGUGUGAGAGGAGAAGGGAGCAGAUAAGGACAGCUAUUCCUCAGCACGCAGACACGAGCUGACGUUUGAGGCACAUGUGCACACAUACACGCAGACACACCGAGACUGACGGGUCCAGGUUUAUCUCCAGUCAAACGGUCAGACUGCCAGUUAAUGUUUAUUCACCGGCAGAGACACCCAUCAUCCGCUGCCACAUACUAUUGCCAUCCACGGAUAUACACUGCUGAGUUAAAAGGCAGCCCAGCUUGAAGACUCGGGGAAGACUCCAGUGGCUUUUGCGUGUCGUUAACCUCUGAGUUAACAACCUAAACAGCUGCUCGUGCUUUUGUGGUCCUGUGUUUUAACUCAGCAUGCAGCCCUCAGUGGCCCUCUGUGAAACACAUCUAGAUCAAAUAUUUUUGUUUCGGAUCGGUGCGCAUCCAUUCACCUACACCAGCCAAGGGACUCAUUACCAAAUUACCACAAACCAUAUCUCAUUUUUAUUCAUUCUAGUGACCACUUAAUGUUAUUCAAAUUUUGGGGGAGAAAAAAAAAAGAUUAAAAAGAGAGAGAAAUGUAAAUAUAUGGAUAGAGCCCAAUUUAAGAUGUAAUUUCACCUGAACACUGCUCAUAAGAAAAAUUUAAGAUUAGAUUUUUGUAAUGGAGGAUGUUUGUAAAUAGCUGUCUUUUUAAAGUGUGUUUUGUAUGAAUCCUUGCAUUUUUGUCUCUGUUUGCAAUAUGUUUUUUUUUUCUUUUAGAGUUAAACUGAAUAUUGCAACGGACACAUGAGCUGUCUUUUUUGCAGCGUCCAGUAUUGUCAAAAAGUCUUUGUUACCACAUGUGUUUAAAAAAAAUGGGGUUCAGAGUUUUUACAUUGUCAUUCAACAGGAUUCUAGUUGCUCAGAAACUGUUCAGGACUGAAGCUUUGUCAUCGAGUGGCUUUGAAAUGGAUAGGUCAUUGAAACUAUGAAUGAUAAGGUUCCUUUCCCUGUUGGAGACAGCACUUAACUCUGCAUAUGAAGACUGUGUUAUUCCACUGCCUAUAAGUUACCUACACCUUCCACUCCAUUAUAAGAUGUAACACAAACAUUUUGGUCCAGAAAGAUUAAUCUCAGUUUUAGUCUAUUGGGCCAGACAGAGAGAGAGGGGGAGAAAAAGGAGAAAAGGGGCUAUGUAUGAGAGUGUGACCGUACUGCGCUCACCAAUAAAUCAUCCGGUUUACACCACUCAUUAUCUCCCAGGCGGUCCUUUGUUUUAAAGUUGCUCUCUCCCUCCUUUCCUAAUUUAGCACAGAGAUGUUGGUUGCCCAUGGUAUGAGCCUCACUGUAGGUUGAUUUCUGCUAUUGUUCAAAGCCACAGUAUUAUUUUUCAAUGUGCAUGUGUAAGCAAAACCUGUUGAAUUUGUUUCCCUUUGUUUGAAUCAUAACUGUCAAGUUUUGUUAUUUUAUUUCAUUUUUUUUUUUGCCAUUCACUUUUUUGCCGCUUCUCAGCGUAACCUAUUGGCACCAGCUACAAUGGAAAUAACGUUCCACCAGUUUGGAAACUACCGCAUAUUGAUAAAUAAAAUUUUUCCCAUGGAACUUG
Molecule: messenger RNA, 5617 nt
Organism: Dicentrarchus labrax (European seabass)
Lineage: Eukaryota; Metazoa; Chordata; Actinopteri; Moronidae
Gene: efnb1
Product: ephrin-B1
Exons: 5
Coding region: 963-1961 (332 amino acids)
Biological process (GO): ephrin receptor signaling pathway; axon guidance
Cellular component (GO): plasma membrane
Molecular function (GO): ephrin receptor binding
Source: RefSeq, a predicted model, not a curated record